Molecule: messenger RNA, 2015 nt
Organism: Lecanosticta acicola
Lineage: Eukaryota; Fungi; Ascomycota; Dothideomycetes; Mycosphaerellales; Mycosphaerellaceae
Source: the annotation of a GenBank genome assembly
AUGGCAUUCGCCAACAGCACGGCGCCAGGUACGUAUGACGACUCCUGUUUCAUGACUGCCCGGGUGCGACCGUCAACACACAACACAAUAUAUAACACAUCACAAUCCCACCCACUGACCACCCACGCGUCUCCUCUCCAGAUCGCCAGCACCCGCCCCUCGGUCUGUCUCUCAACCUCUCUUCCAACAACCCCUACAACAGGUUCGGUGGAGCUCCCUCACCGCGCAUCUCGCCCUCCAACAAUCCCUGGGCCGAAGCUGCUCCCAGCGCGCGUCCCACCUCUACCAACCCAUUCCUCGACGCCAGCGAGAUGACCCCUUCCACAACACCCUCCAACAAUCGCGCCGCCGGCGACAUCAUCACCGACCGUCGAGCAAACAACGGCAACAAUCGCGGCAUUCCAGAUGACAUCUUUGUAUGUUCUCCUUAUCAUCUCUGCCCUGUACCUCCCCUGCCUUAUCCGUCCCCUUUGUGUCAUCCAUCCUGGCAAAUUCUGCUCCGCCGCCCAGUAUGAAACGCUGGUUCCAACAGCCAACCCAUUGCCUCCUUAUCCCUCCAAAUUUUUCGCCAUGGAGCGCUUCCACCUCUUCUGCCAGAUGUUUGCUGACUUCCCAACUUUGCAGGGCGAGCUCUCUCUGCUUGACAAGCCCCUUGUGAACGGUAUGUGUAAUCAGCUUGGCGGACAGCAUGCCCAACCAUAUCCGCUAACUCUACCAUCAGGUGCGUCAGCACAGAACAGUGCUCCAAACCGUCCUCCGCCCGGAUACCGCCCACGUGGUCCAGAAGAUCGACGCGGUCCACCACCACCUCGUCCUGCCGGAGGUCCCAAUAGUCCCGUUAAGCGCGAGGGCAGACAUCCUCAGCUACAGCGUCGCGCCUCAGAGUCAUCGGUACUGGAGAAGGAACGACGGCCGCGGAUGGAUCGUGACCGUCGGGAGCGCCCAGAGCGCACCGAGUCUGAGGAGCGGAGGCGGCGAGAGAGACGGCGAGAGCGGGAGGAACGCCAUAAGAGAGAAAAGGACAAGGUCCGAAGCGGGGAGAAACGUACGAGAAAGCCACAAGGGCUCGACAUCAUCGACAAACUGGAUGUAACCGGAAUCUAUGGACAAGGACGUAUGUGUCACAAUACGCAUAUGCGCUGUAGUUGGACGGUCGCUGACAUGCAUUAGUCUUCCAUCACGAUGGUCCUUUCGACGCCUGUAAUCCACACCGCAACGCGAAGAAAGACAGGCGUGCACCAAUGCAAGCCUUUCCGGUCGGCUCUGCAAAUAUGGCCCUCGGAGGCGCAGGCCCGCUGAGAUCUCGGCUGGAUUUGGACAAAUUCCACGGUCGCGGCGUGGAAGGCUUCAACGACUUCUCGACGACAAGGAAGACAGAUACCGCCAUCAUCGAUCCUCUGCAGCGCACAGAGCCUGUACAUGGAGAUGAAUCUUACGGUCUGGGCACUUCCACCUUCCUCGAGGGCGCUCCUGCUACCAGGAGCGCAUUGCAGAGACGUGAUUCGGAGGAUCCCGUCAUGGAGGGAGCUGGAGGCGGGGGUCCAGGACUGUCUAGAAAGAAGUCCAUUGCGCAGCGCUUUCGCGGAAUGUCCGGCUCUCGGCGAAAUGCUCCAGGCAUGCAGAGCCCUGAAGCGAGAUAUGGCUCUUCUGAUCUGGAUGCACCUGGAUCAGCUCACCCGCAGAUCAAGGCAAUCAGUGCAGGGGGAGUGCAGCGGACGAGGUACAACAAGGAGAAUGAGGUCAAUCCGUUCGAGAACGACUACGAAGCAGCCUUCGACAAGAAGGGCACCGAAAUCCGCAUUGCGGAGCAAGAUCGGCCAUCACUUGGACGCCCACAGACUUCGGGCAGUCCACUGACCCGGAGUCGUACUUCUGAAGCAAACGUGCCCACUCGGAUCCGGCGAAGCAACGAGGAGGAACGUCGAGCGAACGGUGGCAGCGGAAGUGGCGGUGGAUUCUUGAGCCGCAUGCGCUCUCUGAAAGGAGGUCCACGCCGAGCCCGGAAUGAGGCUUGA